Verticillium nonalfalfae is the source of this 1194-nucleotide messenger RNA. RefSeq lists its product as uncharacterized. Gene Ontology annotation, cellular component: fungal-type vacuole. Bases 1 to 1194 code for a protein of 397 amino acids. NCBI's taxonomy places the organism in Eukaryota, Fungi, Ascomycota, Sordariomycetes, Glomerellales, Plectosphaerellaceae. The transcript has a single exon. The record is from RefSeq and is a predicted model, not a curated record.
AUGGUGCGCCUAGGCUUUGUCGCCCGGCGGCGCUCGCCCGUCCUCUCGUCAGCCGUCGCUGCUGUGGCGCUCUUCGCCACCACGACCUCUGCUCAGAACGGCGGCAACAACAAUAACAAUAAUGCCAACACAAACCAGCCUUCAUCUGCUGGAGAACAGCCAGAACCCACGGCCGAAGCGGAGACCACCGCUGCGGCGGCGUCUACGGCCGCGGAGUCAGCGACACCAUCGCCAUCUGCCGAUGCGGAUGUGACCAUUUCUGGGGGUGAAUCCGCGACGCAACCAACAGCCACCGCCGCGACAACCUCGCAGACGCAGGGCACGGCGACGACAACAGGAGGCGAUGUUCAGAUCACUGGAGGCACCGACGAUGGGGAUGCCAUCAUGACCUUUCCCACCAUCGAGACCAUCCUGGAGAUUCCCACCUACGCCCCCGCCGCUGUCCCGCCUACCCUCCACGCUCCCUUCAUGCAACACUCGACGGCUCCCGAGGGCACUGUAUUCAUCGCUGUCGGAGCCAUCCUCGGCGCCUUCGGCCUCGGCAUCCUUCUCUGGCGUGGUAUUGUCGCCUGUCUGCUGCAUCGCUCUGUCCGCCGUGCCGCUAUGGAGCAGCAUAGCGCCAACGACAAGGCCGCCUUCCCUGCGCCUCCCGCUCAUUUCUACAAGUACAGCGAUCAGAACUCGUCGCUUUCUCUCGCCGGCGCCGCCGCCGCGGGCCGUGGUGUUCGACGCACCAACCGCGGACCCGUCCCGUCCGGAACUCCAAGCCAGUCCAACCUCUUCUUCUCGCCCACCGCUGCCGCUGGUGCCAACGCAGGCACCGCCGGCAGCCGCGACUCCCGCUUCCUCCCCUCUGGUUUCUACGCUGCGGGAUCUUCAUCUCCUGGCGGCAACCCUCAUCAGCACUCUAUCAGUUUGACCAACCUGCAUCCGCGCCCCGACUCGCGUGGCAAUGGCCUCGGCGCCCCGGUCGGCCGAGCCGUGCCCCAGCAUUCACCACCCGAGUCGCCUCAGUUCACGGCUCGCCGUGAGAUGAGCACCAGCACCCUCAACCUCGCGGCUCCGGCACAUGGCGCUCGCGCGCCGAGUGCCUACCUAGAAGACCUUCUCGACGAAAACCCGCAGGCCUUCCCUCCGAGUAACAUGCCGCCGACGAAUCCCCAGCGCCAGCGCUCUCCGGGGCCACGCUUCUGA